CGUCGGUUCGCACAUAGCAGCUGCACGUCUGUAGUCGGUAGCUCGCAGUUUAGUGUUUAGUGUUUACUUCGCCGUGCCUAAAAUCGAUUGAUUCUUACUCAGUAGUGUGUGCAGUGGUACGUGCAUAAAAUUAUAGUCAGGUUGAUUAUUUCAAAAUUCCACAUGUCGUCGCAUAUCAGUCACAAUUAAAAUCAACGUUCUCUUGAAAGCAAAGUGUCGUUCGGUGUGGAGUAGUUUGCGAUGUGCAUUUAAUGCUGCCUAAAAUUGUUCAAGAAAAGUAGGCGUAGCAAAUAUUGUUGGUGCAUGAAAUAUUUGGAGUGAAAGUGCAACGCAAGAAUUAUACACAGGAGUGCACGUAAUAUUUGAAUCCGCGGAUAGGAAAGGCACAAGAAGAAAAAGAAGCGUGAUGUAAAUUUUCAGAAGAUUUUUACCAAUACCGUCAGUACUACGCAAAACAGGGAGAUACACUUCCAUUGCCGAACCGAACGAGGUCACAAUUUUCCUAAACACAAACCUUACGGCAGCCUCGUUGCUUCUUCCGGUUGCCGAAAUGGAAGAGGAAGAGGAGGUAGCCGAUAUUCGGGAGCAGAUAUUUCACAACACGGUUCGAGAGCAUAUCAUAUUUCUAUUGCUGUUUCUGCUGCUUUACCUUGGCAGUUUUGCACUAAUCGGCCGCUUCAGACGACGCGACCGGGAGGAUUUGUUUUCCACAGACGACGAUGAGAUUACAGUUUAUAGAAUUAGUUUAUGGCUAUGCACAUUCUCCUUGGCCGUCGCCGUGGGUGCGGCAUUGCUCCUACCGAUAUCGAUUGCCAGCAACGAGGUUCUGAUACUGUACCCCAACAGCUACUACGUGAAGUGGCUUAACAGUUCACUGAUUCAAGGUCUUUGGAAUCACGUGUUUCUGUUCUCCAAUCUGGCGUUGUUCGUCCUACUACCGUUCGCAUAUCUGUUCACCGAAUCAUCCGGUUUCAGUGGCCAUAAAAAGGGUGUGAUGGCACGGGUCUACGAAACAUUUACCGUGUUUUCGUUGCUCGCCUUCAUUGUGUUCGGAUUGACAUAUAUCAUCUCGGCGCUCCGUGAUCCCGAACGGAGUACGUUCCAAGCCUUAUUUAAUCUAGGAAAAUAUCACCUGCCAUUUUUGUACUCAUGCGUUUCAUUUCUGGGUGUGCUAUUGUUGCUAGUAUGCACUCCCAUGGGAUUCGUAAGACUGUUCGGUGUCGUCGGUCAGGUACUGGUCAAACCGAAUCUACUGCGGGACGUAAACGAAGAAUUCCACGUCUUCAAUUUGGAGGAGGCAACCGUGCGACGAAAGCUUGCGAAUGCUAAUAUUAACAUUGAACUCAAAAGCGUCACAUCGAUCGACUACGGUCCAUCAAAGUUAGUCUCGGAACUGAAGGAUUUGUAUCAAAUCCCAGCCACCAACGGUAUCAGUGAGUCGACAAAACUCUUCGAAAGACUGAGAUCGCUCGAAUCCGAGCGGAAAACGUUAGAUAAGCAACGAAGCUCAUCUGCGCUACAAAGAAACCUUGUGUAUCCGGUAGCAAUGUUGCUAUUGCUUCUUCUCACCGGAAUCACAGUGCUGCUGGUGGUACAGAACACACUGGAACUGCUGAUUGGGAUCAAAGCAGUGCCGUUGAGUACACGGCAAUUUACCCUGGGAAUUACAUCCCUUUCCAAGCUGGGUCCGUUGGGGGCGGCUUUGGAGGUCUGUAUCAUCAUGUAUUUGGGCGUGACGUCGGCGGUAGGUCUCUACACAAUGCCAUUCAUGCGGAACGUUCGGCCUCAGCGACGAAAAACUUCGCUCUCGCAGUUAAUAUCCAACUGUGCGCUUGUGCUGAUUUUAAGUUCUGCCCUGCCAUUACUGACUCGAAUUCUAGGUAUCACAAAUUUCGAUCUUCUGGGCGAUUUCGGCCAGAUCGAGUGGCUGGGCAACUUCCUGAUUGUGCUGCUGUACAAUGUGAUCUUUGGUACGGCGGCCACACUCUGCCUGGUGAACAAAUUCACCGCGACCGUGAGGCGGGAGCUGUGCGCACGGUUGAAGGCCCUGUUCAACUACAGCAGUCAUCUAGAAUCCAGCAUUUAUCACAAUUCAUUAUCCCAUCUGGCCAACCACAGCCAUCCAACGCAGAACAGCACCGGUCAGGUUAGCCAACAUAAUCUCAUCGUGAAUGAAACCAACGAAACGCACAACUCUCAGCCAUCAAAGCACAUUUUAGAAGCGAACGGGUGCACUGCAGUUCCCGUAGUUCCUUCGAUGCCCAACGGUAUAACGGAGAAGAAAAACAUCUGAAUGGACAACCGACUGAUAUUAUCUAGGUGAACUCUAGUUUGCCGUGGUGGAGAAUACCGCAUAAAAUAAAGACUUUUAAUAAUUCAUACACUCUGCUCGACAUUUUCU
This is a messenger RNA of Malaya genurostris, 2401 nucleotides long. RefSeq names its product protein Lilipod (gene lili). NCBI's taxonomy places the organism in Eukaryota, Metazoa, Arthropoda, Insecta, Diptera, Culicidae. The record is from RefSeq and is a predicted model, not a curated record. The transcript is spliced from 11 exons. Bases 551 to 2293 code for a protein of 580 amino acids. Gene Ontology annotation, biological process: signal transduction. Gene Ontology annotation, molecular function: transmembrane signaling receptor activity.